Molecule: messenger RNA, 1168 nt
Organism: Tetranychus urticae (two-spotted spider mite)
Lineage: Eukaryota; Metazoa; Arthropoda; Arachnida; Trombidiformes; Tetranychidae
Product: dnaJ homolog subfamily B member 6
Molecular function (GO): Hsp70 protein binding
Source: RefSeq, a predicted model, not a curated record
CGCUAGUGGCGUGGAUUGCUUUUACUGUACUUCUCUUCCUUCUCUUCAGUUCUUGCAUGUUCUCUCUUUUUUCAUCAGUUCCAACUUGGGCAGUAUAGUUUCAACUCUUUCGCUCAUUUCAGAAUUGACUUUGUUCAUCUUCGGUCACAUUUGUGUUCACAUUGCUCACCAGUAAAUUAAUUGACAUUCACAAUGGAUUACUAUAAGAUAUUAGAGGUGCAAAGAAGUGCUUCGGCUGUUGAGAUUAAAAAAGCGUAUCGAAGGCUUGCUUUAAAAUGGCACCCAGAUAAGAAUCCAGACAAAAAAGAAGAAGCUAAAAGAAAAUUUCAGGAAAUUUCUGAAGCGUACGAAGUAUUAUCUGAUGAAAAAAAGAAACAAAUCUACGAUACUUAUGGUAAAGAUGGCUUGGUUAAUGGUGGUAGCCGUCAUACUAGACAAGAUCUCUCAUCUUUCAACUCAUUCACUUUCCGUGAUCCUGAAUCGGUGUUUAGAGAAUUUUUUGGAACAGAUCCAUUUUUCUCUUUCUUCGGUGAUGGUGGCAUGCACAACCCAGACACAUUCUUCAAUCCAGUUCGAUCAUUCGAUAUCUUCAAUUCCAGUUCCAAUAUGGCCAGUAAACCUGGAGUCAAGCGUACUACAACGUCAACCCGUUUUGUAAACGGAAGAAAAAUAGAAACUAAAAAAGUUAUUGAGAACGGUGUUGAAACUGUAACCGUCAUUGAAGAUGGCAUGCUCAAGUCUCGUACUGUUAAUGGUGUUCCUCAAGCUGUACAACAUCAUAAUCAUAAUAAUCAUCAUCAUCAUGGUUACAAUAUCAUUUAGAAAAGAGUCUUCACACAAGAUUAAGCUGAUGAACAUGGGAAAAUCGAUGAUCGUGAUUUUACUUUUAUACUCGACUUUCGUUUGUUUAUCUGACAACUAAAGUUAAGAAAAAAAAUAUAAAGGUACGUCAGAUUCAUCCUUGAGAAAGAGAAAUGAAGAAAAGAAGAAGAAGAUGAGAAAAGUAAAAAAGAACCAGGCGGUAUAAACCUUAUUAACCAACAUUUACCGGUCCAACCACCAAUGUAAAUUUAAUGUGUUAAUUUUUAUUUUUAUUUUUCCAUAGAAGUCAAAGCCUAAUUUCUUUGAUAGCUAAUUUCAUGAUCAAGUAAAUUUUUUUUGUUGGUUA